Drosophila mauritiana is the source of this 905-nucleotide messenger RNA. Its product is annotated as suppressor-of-stellate-like protein. Gene Ontology annotation, cellular component: protein kinase CK2 complex; cytoplasm. Gene Ontology annotation, molecular function: protein kinase regulator activity. Bases 45 to 749 code for a protein of 234 amino acids. Lineage: Eukaryota; Metazoa; Arthropoda; Insecta; Diptera; Drosophilidae. The record is from RefSeq and is a predicted model, not a curated record. The transcript has 3 exons.
GUCAUUUCGCACUGCACUUUGUAUUACAUUUUUUACGAGUGAACAUGUCGAGCCCCCAGAGCAACGAGCAUAAAGUAGAUGCCAGCUGGAUUGGUUGGUUCGUUGGGAAUAAAAGCAACGAGUUCGUCUGCCGCGUGCCCAUCGGCUUCAUAGAGGACAAGUUCAACCUGACGGGGCUGGAGUACUUGAAAGACACACUGAACGUGGUCCUGGAACCGUCGUUCGACAGGUCCAUGGCCUGGGUCUCCGGCUACGAGGAGAAGCUGUACGGCAUGAUCCACGCCAGAUACAUUAUGUCGGCGCGUGGCGUGGAAGAUAUGCGCCUGAAGUAUGAGAUGGGGGACUUCGGAUCGUGUCCGAAGUUCUACUGUAAGGGGCAGAAAGCCCUGCCAGUGGGCCUCAGCGACGAGUGGGGCCAUUCCACAGUUAAGAUCUACUGCCCAAGCUGUAAAGACGUCUUCCGGCCGCGAUACCGUCCAAAGCUGGAUGGAGCCAUGUUCGGGACCAGCUUCCCGCACAUGUUCUUCAUGCAGCUGCCGAUGUUGAGACCCCAGCCGCCCGUGGAGAAGUACGCCCCCCGUCUCUAUGGAUUCCGGUUGCAUGAGUCGGCCUUGAUGCCGCUCGAAUCGAGCGAGCCCUCGACCGAGACCGAGACCGAGACCGAGACCGAGACCUCGACCGAGACCGAGACCGAGACCGAGGCUAUCGGAUCCUUGCCCACCUCGUCCCCCUCCUCCUUCCCGAAUUGACCAGGAUGUUUAACUCCACACGAUAUCUUGUUGUUGCAAUUAAACACAUUCCCCAGUGCGUUGAUAUGGCCAGCUACCACAUACUCAUUCACCUCUUACACUUCAAACCCCUAAUACACCCAUACCACCUUUUCUAAAAAAAAUGUAAGCAACUAA